CAGGCUGUGGCUGGUAUGGCAGCAGCUCCAUGAUUAUCACGGACUUGGACUCCUGUCUUGCUGUUCUGCCAUCCUUAGCAUGCUGCCUCAUGGUUGAGAUGGCUGCUUUAAUUCCAGAUGCCACCUGCUCAUAGCAAGAGACACAGAAUGUCCCUGGCUGCUUACUGUGUCAUCUGCUGCAGAAGAAUGGGAACCUCAACUUCUCCGCCAAAAAGCAACACGUACUGGAGAGAUAUCAGAAAUAUAAUAAAGUUUACUGGAUCACUUAUUUUAGGAGGUUCUUUAUUUAUUACAUAUGAAGUUCUGGCCCUGAAGAAGUCUUUGACAUUAGAUACUCAAGUGGUAGAAAGAGAGAAAAUGAAGUCAUAUAUAUACGUGCACACAGUUUCUUUAGAUAAAAGAGAAAAUCCUGGAAUCACCUACCAGGCAAGAAAAGAGCUUCACAAAGCAGUAAGAAAAGUAUUGGCAACAUCAGCCAGGAUGUUACGGGGCCCAUUUGCUGACACUUUUAGCACAGUUGAUGUAGAAGAUCAUGAGUGUGCUGUGUGGCUGCUCCUGAAGAAGAGCAGGUCCGAGGACAGAGCCGCGCGACUGCAGGCUGUGCAGGAGAUGUCAGAGACCCACCACUGGCAAGAUUACCAGUAUAGGAUAAUUGCUCAAGCCUGUGAUCUGAGAACUCUUACUGGUUUGGCACGAAGCAAAGAGAGUGAUCUUCGUUUUUUUCUCCGCCCGCCUCCUUUGCCAUCUUUAAAAGAAGAUUCUUCCAUUGAAGAAGAGCUCAGACAGUUGCUGGCUUCUCUACCUCAAACAGAGCUUGAUGAGUGUAUCCGGUAUUUUACAUCUUUGGCUCUGAGUGAAAGCAGUCAGAGUCUCGCUGCUCAGAAGGGUGGAUUAUGGUGUUUUGGAGGAAAUGGGCUUCCUUAUGCUGAAAGUUUUGGAGAAGUUCCUUCAGCUACAGUGGAAAUGUUCUGUUUAGAAGCUUUAGUAAAACAUUCUGAGAUACCCACACACUGUGAUAAAAUUGAAGCAAAUGGAGGCUUGCAACUACUUCAGAGGCUGUACCAACUUCACAAGGACUAUCCUAAAGUACAAAGAAAUAUAAUGCGUAUCCUUGGAAAUAUGGCUUUGAAUGAACAUCUUCAUUCUGCUAUAGUUCACUCAGGCUGGGUAUCCAUACUGGCAGAAGCAAUGAAGUCUCAGCACAUUAUGGAGGCCUCACAUGCCGCCAGGACGCUGGCUAAUCUAGACCGAGAGACUGUGCGAGAUAAAUACCAGGACGGGGUGUACGUGCUGCACCCCCAGCACCGCACGAGUCAGCCCAUUAAAGCAGAUGUCCUUUUUAUUCACGGCCUUAUGGGAGCAGCAUUCAAAACGUGGCGCCAGCAGGACAAUGAUCAGGAUUUAACUGAAAACAUUUCAGAGGAUGAAACCAAGUACACAACCUGUUGGCCCAAGUCAUGGUUAGCAAGCGACUGUCCUGCUCUCCGAAUUAUAUCUGUGGAGUAUGACACCAGCCUUAGUGACUGGAGAGCAAGGUGUCCUAUGGAAAGAAAGUCCAUUGCAUUCAGGAGCAACGAACUUCUUAGGAAGCUCAGAGCUGCUGGUGUUGGGGAUAGGCCAGUGGUCUGGGUAUCACAUAGCAUGGGAGGUCUUCUUGUUAAAAAGAUGCUGUUGGAAGCCUCUAAGAAGCCAGAAAUGAAUACUAUUAUAAACAAUACCAGAGGAAUCAUUUUUUAUAGUGUCCCUCACCAUGGAUCCCAUCUGGCUGAAUACUCUGUGAAUAUUCGCUAUCUUCUCUUUCCCUCUUUGGAAGUCAAAGAGCUCAGCAAAGAUUCUCCUGCACUUAAAACACUACAGGAUGACUUUCUGGAGUUUGCGAAAGACAAAAAUUUCCAGGUGCUGAGUUUUGUAGAGACACUACCAACCUAUAUCGGUAGCAUGAUUAAGCUCCAUGUGGUGCCCCUGGAAUCAGCAGAUUUAGGCAUUGGAGAUCUAAUUCCUGUGGAUGUGAACCAUUUGAACAUUUGUAAGCCAAAGAAAAAGGAUGCUUUUUUGUACCAGCGUACCUUACAAUUCAUCCGUGAUGCUUUAGCCAAAGACCUGGAAAACUGACAGUUGUCUUCUUCCAUUUUCAUACGUGAACACAGUGCAAGAAACGUGGUAUUCUCUUUCUCUUUUUAAGCUCUAAGCAAUCAUGCAGACAUAGUCACUGUGGCAUCAUUGUGGCCUGGAGUAUGUUGCAGGCAACAAAAUAUUGUUCUGUAAAACACAAACACAGCACAGAAGUGGCAAUCGGAGAAUGAAGGGCUAAACUGGAUUCUUUUGAUUUAAAAGAACCUCCCUGUGUGCCAGGUUAUGUUCGGCAGUGUCCCUGGUGACGAGGAGCAAACUACUGUGGGGUAGAGAAUGUGACCUGUGACUUUUGUCAUCUGUGCCUGUCCAUGGCUUAUGCUGGGAGGAGCACUGAUGGCUUCUGAAGGGAGAGCCAUCGCCAACUUACCAUAAAAAUGCCUUUUGGAGAGCACCUGUAAUGGAGAGAGAAUGAACUAGAACAUAAAAGACUCUGUUUUGGG
This is a messenger RNA of Camelus dromedarius (Arabian camel), 2573 nucleotides long. RefSeq names its product serine active site containing 1 (gene SERAC1). Lineage: Eukaryota; Metazoa; Chordata; Mammalia; Artiodactyla; Camelidae. The transcript is spliced from 17 exons. The record is from RefSeq and is a predicted model, not a curated record. The coding region runs from base 118 to 2112 and encodes 664 amino acids.